UUUUAUUUUACUAUGCAAAGUUCUACAAGCUCUAACGAAUUAAUUUACGGAGGAGCCAGUUCCGCUUAUGGUUCAGAAGAAGCCUCUCACGUUAUGUCAGACAAAGUUCAAGCAAUUGCUUCAGCGGUUUACAAAGAAUUUGAAUCGAUGAUUCAAAAAUUUGGACAGGAGAGUGUUAAGGAUUUAAUGCCAUUAGUCGUUAACGUUCUCGAAAAUUUGGAUUCUGCUUUUUUGGAGAAAGACGAACUUGCUGUGGACAAUGAAAUGUUAAAAGAAGAAAAUGAACAAUUAUUGAACCAAUAUGAAAGGGAAAGGCAAAUGAGAAAGAAUCAGGACCAGAAAUAUUUGGAAGUGGAAGAAUCACUUUUGGAGCAGAAUCGUGAACUUGAAAAUAAAGUUGGUAGUAUGGCUAGUAUUGUUAGAAUGUUGGAAUUGAAGACAAAAAAUGCUUGUGAUCACGCCAGCCGUCUAGAGGAGCGCGAAGCGGAUCAAAAAAUGGAAUAUGACAAACUACAUGAGCGUUAUAAUGAACUCUUACGUACUCACAUUGAUCAUGUUGAACGUACAAAGUUUUUAAUGGGAACAGAAAUGUUUGAUAUGGCUAAUUCCUUACCUGUUGCUUCCAAAAAUAACAAAAAUUCAAUGGCAAUGAGUGCAAUUGAUUCUAACGUUAGAGGAAUAAGUGAUAUUAUAAGUGCUGUUCAUAUGUCUCAAAGUACUCAUGCAGAUUUAAAUUUGGCUAGUCACAUUAAUAGCAAUGAAAGAGAUUGGCACGAAGAAUUUGGAGGUUUACAAACAGCAGCAGAAAUUUUGGCAACUCCCAGAGAAGAAAAACCGGCAAAUUCCCCUCUUCCUUCAGUUGUUGAAUCACCUAAAGAAGUUGUUACUUCGGAAGAUGUGGAUGAGGAGGAGGAUGAUGAACAGAAAGUGCCGGAAAGGUUUUUGUUUGAAUUUUAUAAAGGGAGGUGA
Molecule: messenger RNA, 969 nt
Organism: Meloidogyne enterolobii
Lineage: Eukaryota; Metazoa; Nematoda; Chromadorea; Rhabditida; Meloidogynidae
Source: the annotation of a GenBank genome assembly